GAGGGCGAAUGGUGCCGUGCUGUGCCGGUCGCCAGCGAGGGAUUCCUCCCUCGCGUUCUGCCUGUCUACAGUUUUGGACGGCAUUUCUGCAGUGCUGCUGCGCGGUUGACGUGCAGGGAUACAAGUCCGGCUGUGGAGGCAUUACAUCGAAAUGCCGCCGUGAGGAUCAUCCAGCUGGAAGAGCCGCAACCAUUUUCGGGGCAGCGUGGUUUGUCGAUGACGCCUCAUGAUUCAAAUUACAUAACGAAAAAGUCAGCAUGUAACGCACCCAUGGCACAAAAGUCACCAAAACAAGACACUUACUGGUUUGCUCAUGCUGGCGGAGAUGCACCCAGUGAGGAUGGCACCGAACGUAGGUUAUCCCCAGACCGGAGCCCAGGGGGUGAGUCGCCCCAGCUGUCACGGGAGGAGCGGCUACGUCUCGUGAAGGUGCGGCAGGAGGAGCAGCGAGCGCGGCGCUUGCAGGAGCUGGAGCAACAGGCCCAGGCCGCUCAGCACUACCGCCAGCAGCUGGAGGAAGAGCGGCGCAGGCGCAUCGAGGAGAUGCGGCAGCGUGACCACGAGCGUCGGCUCCAGGUGGAGGAACGCAAGAGACUCAUCUGGGAAGCCGAUCACGAGCGGAAAGAAGCCAUGCUGAAGCGGAACAUGGAACGAGAAAGCAAGCUGGAUGCUCGACGCAGCACUGCGAAUCGUAUGAGCAUGAGUUUUGCUUUUGGCAGCUCUACGCCGAGGACCUUUGAUUUGGAUUUAGCCACCAUGAGCUCAGCUGGUGCCCCGGUGCUGAUGUCUGCAGCACCUCAGAGAAAAUCGGAAGAGAGAGACUUUGAGAGCAGCCGCAAGAGGGCUGCAUCAGCCUACAACUUGUGCCAAGCAGCAGAUGAGACCGACUCAUGCCCAGCUCAGGGGGCAGUGCCUGAUGUGGCAUUUGUUUCCCCCACCACUGGGGGUUGGCUUGUGGGGUCAGGGGUCACAGUGGACUCUCGCAGACGUGGCCCACAAGUGCCCUGCUUGGUGUCUGGCCCAGGAGACGACCCCAUGACGCGCAGCAUGACGGCGCUGCCGAGCCAACACAGCCGUGGCCGGCGCAAGACGGACCUGAUGCCAGUGAUCCCGUGGAACCGGAGUGCCGCCACCUCGCGUUCUCGAUCACCAGCUACAACCGCGUCCUCAGGUGUGGCUCAGCGUGCCGUGAGCAUGUCGCGUCUGGAUGUGCUUGCACAGCCCCGGCGGCCACGGCUGCUUCCGGCGAGCCCCAGCACGAGCUCUGCCCCACUGCCAAGUAUGGCUGCCAAGAGCAUGCUCAACUUGUCUUCGGGCAGCCCUCCUUCCAGGCGGGGGGUGGUGGUAGACAUGUCGCAAAGCAUGAUGUUGCCGGCCAGGGGUGGGUUGGGGGGAAGCAGCAAGCUGCGAUCGGCACGCAGCAUGAGCCAGCUGGCUAUAGCACCCCGCCCCACACGGGCCUCCCAGCUGAGAGCCACGAACCGGAUGAUGGCCGUAGGGGCAGCUACGGGCAAGGAGCAACAGUCACCAUCACGGCCUCGUUCGUCUAUGUCGGUGGCAUCGGAACACUCAGUUGCCUCCAGCCAGAUGUCCUCAUCAGUGGUGAUGCGUCCAAGGCCACCUCCACGGAAACCCAGGCCACUCAGCAUUGCUGGCACCAUCCCGGACAAAGCACUGCAAAGUAGGCAGAAUAUCCCACCAGAAGAGACAGUGGUGCCCGCAGCAGCAGCGCCUGUGGUGGUGGAGAAGAAGAAGACUGCAGUGCCCGAGGUGCCACCCAAGCCGGCCCACCUGCGCAAGCCCCAGAAGCCCCAGCCACCAGCUGCCUCGGCCUUCAGGAGGGAGCGGCCAAAGGAUCCCGUGCCUGCUUCCCUGCCAACGGCUGCGGUGGCUCCAAUUGUGGCCACUGCGGCUGCAAAGCCAGCUGCCGUAGCUGCAGCUACAGUUACAGAACCUGCCGCGGCACCCCCAGAUGUGGUUGCCUCAAAUGUUGUCGUAGCAGCAAACCAGAAACAGAGGGCGGCAGAAAGCAGCAUUCCCGAGGCACAAACGGCAGUGGCUGAGCAGGCAGCAGCUGAGGAGGUUCCCACCACCACUGGACCUGCAGUGGAGCCAACUGGCUGGCCUGAAAGUUGCACGCAGCCAGCCACGCAAGGCCUUUCAGAGCCAAGCAGUGAUGACAACCUGCCCAGCAAACCAGCACCACGUGUGAUCUCUGAGGAAGAAGCACGGGCCCUGUUGGCUGAAAAGCGCCGCUUGGCACGGGAGCAGGCCGAAAGGGAGGCCGAACUGGAGCGCCAGCGGCAGGAAGAGAUCAGGCGCCAGGAGGAGGAGCGUCUGCGGCAGGAGGAGGAGGAACAGCGGCGUGCCGAGGAGGAGCAGCUGCGCCUGGCCGAGGAAUUCCGUCGUCAGGAGGAAGAGAAACUUCAGCGGGCCAUUGAGGAGCAGCAGAAGCGGGAGGCUGAGGAGCGUGAGCGGCGGGAGCUCGAGGCCCAACAGAAGGCUGAGCGCGAGGAGCAGGAGCGCAAGGCUCGGGAGGAGGCCGAGAGGCAGCGCAAGGAGCUCGAGGAGAGGCUCAAGCGGGAAGAGGCCGAGCGGGCCGAGAGGAAAAAAAGGGUUGAAGAGAUCAUGAGCCGGACACGAAGGAGAGGCGGCAAGGACCACCCUGCUGGCAAGUUGGCUGGAAGCGACGCACAGGCAUCGCCCGAGCGGGAGAGCUCUCCGUCCGUGUCGGGCCGGUCCUCACCCCAGCUGCCGCAGGACAAGUCAUCCGACGACAAGGGCACGGCAUUGCAGCAAGAGCAUAAGCUGGAAGCAGCCGCACGGGAGCCAGAAGAUGCGGCCAAGGACAUGGGUAGUGGGGAGCAGCAGGGGGGAUCUCUAGGAAAUGUAGCAAUGCCGGCGGCUGGCUCGCCGGACUGUGUGAAUGGUAGGGAAACAAUUGUGGAGAGUGCCGAUAAUGUGGUGGACUGUAGCGGCGACGCUCAGGGUGACAGAGGAUCUUCAGUGGUGGAGGAGCCCAUGGACCAGUCUCCUCCUCAGGGCAAGUACUUCUCCCCUCCCUCCGUGGCCAGCGAAGGGACAACAGCGCCACAGCCACCCUGCACCAAUGGCUACGGCCAUGCCAACGGUGGAGGUGCCAUCAUCAAUGGUGUUGGGUCUGAGAAAGUUGCCGACUUGCUUGGCCUGGACUCUCCUCUGAAACCGGAAGUCUUGAACACUGGAAGCCAGGACGCGGAGAACCGGCGCAAUUCAGGCGACAUCAACUCCAAUCGCAUUGUGCCCACCGGGAACCCACUGAUUGGCUUUGAAGAAGACAACAGGAAUCACAGCACCAAGACCCAAGAGAUGCAGUUCACCGAUUUGCUCUCGUAAUUGGACCAGUGCUGGAGACUUCACCAAGCGGUUGAUCCCGCCCCAAGCCUUGUCUCUCCGUGUUCAGAAUGUAGGAGCCCCGACAGCACUAAGAGGCAGGACACUCAGUAGAGCUGGCUUUCGUAGGUAAACUUACCACGCUGCUCCUGCAGAAGCUGGAGUUUUUAAAUGGAAGCUGCAUAGUUUAACAACCGAGGAAAGAGCUUUUUUGUUCUUUUCAAUCACGCAGGAUGGCCUGUGGGAUUUUCUAGGUUUUGAAAUUAUUUAUCGUGCAGUGUGUGCAUACUGAAUUGAUGCACGAAGAGUCCGUGGGACGACAGGACUUUUGUUGAUGUUUUGAAACCAAGAGGGCCUCACUUUUUUUGUUCAGUUGCAGGCAUCAUGCUGUGGAAAUGGAGAGCAUUGAACUGAAACAUAAUAUUUAGGACAUUCUAAGGUUACUAAUUGUUGGCAGUGUGGUUUCUUAGCUAUGUGGGAGCUACUGUUCCUCUGGUGUGCUUUGAUUCAAACAUUGACACUGUUUCUCUGAAGUGUUGGAAAAUGUUUGUGGGCCAUUAUUAUUCGUGUUGGUUCAACAAUAACUUAUGAGACCAGCUGCAUUUUGCAGCUGUUUUGACUCUUAUGCGCUUAUUGAAUUCACACCAGUGCUCUUUCUGUGUACAGAGGUGCCGCUAGCCCAGGAGAUUCUCAGCAUGUUGAAAUGCCAGGCGGUGUUUUGUGCGAUAGUCAGCAAGAUCUUCAAGCGCCUACCACUACUUGUAAUGCGGGCUGCAUUUAGCUCUGUUGUCAUGCUUGGAAACAAAGCCUUGUGGUCUCGAACGUGUCUGUAAAUACAAGCAGCAAUUUGUCAUCUUUCUUUUCUUACUGAUGAGAGACCCCAGUCUUCAAUGCCAUGCCUAAAUUAUUUUUAGCGUGUGAACUGGGAUGUGCUCUUGUGUUUGUUUGUUUUCUUGUUCUGUAAAAAUGUAGGUAGCCACUUUGUCUGCUGUUGAUUUCUUUUACCACACCUAACUUCUGUAUGCUGUAUAGUAAAAUAAAAUAAACUAACAAUGG
Rhipicephalus sanguineus (brown dog tick) is the source of this 4428-nucleotide messenger RNA. RefSeq names its product ensconsin. The record is from RefSeq and is a predicted model, not a curated record. Gene Ontology annotation, cellular component: microtubule cytoskeleton. Gene Ontology annotation, biological process: microtubule cytoskeleton organization. NCBI's taxonomy places the organism in Eukaryota, Metazoa, Arthropoda, Arachnida, Ixodida, Ixodidae. The transcript has 14 exons. The coding region runs from base 217 to 3375 and encodes 1052 amino acids.